CGACUUGAGAAUUGCGCUACAAACAGUGAACUACCCGCCUAGUUUCGCUAGCUCAUCUGUCCAUAUAGCAAUUCUAAAACUCCUUGCUCCAGACACUGCCCUUUUUUAAUACUCGAAUCUGGAUUUGACAUCACGUCCCUUGGACGCCUUCUAGGGCCAAGGAUCCUUCUCUUAUAAAAUAUUAUCAUCGACAUUUAUCGGUUAUUUAAUCCAUUACAAAGCGUCAAUGUCUUCAGUUCAUAGAUUCACAAUGGCGGCCAUUUCCAGUUCCUUGUCCCUUAAGCACGGCCUCUCACUUUGGUGUCCUCAAGCCGGCUCUCUCAAUCGACCUAAUCAUUCUUCUUCAAUCCCGUUCAGAACAUUCUCGAGAUGCUACGCCGCUUUCGCUAAUGAGAAUCGGGAGUGUGUGAUCGUUGGGGGUGGAAAUGCCGCGGGAUACGCUGCUCGAACUUUCGUUGAGCACGGCAUGGCGGAUGGACGUCUAUGUAUUGUGACUAAAGAGGCAUAUGCGCCUUACGAGCGUCCGGCUUUAACAAAAGGUUAUCUAUUCCCGCCAGAUAAGAACCCUGCGCGUCUUCCUGGAUUUCACACUUGUGUUGGAUCCGGUGGGGAGAGGCAGACUCCAGAUUGGUAUGAAGAGAAAGGGAUAGAGAUGUUAUAUCAAGAUCCAGUAAAGAGCAUUGAUAUUGAACAGCAAACGUUGACAACAAAUUCAGGAAAACUGCUCAAGUAUGGCUCACUUAUUAUUGCCACAGGAUCUACAGCCUCCAGGUUCCCGGAGAAAAUUGGGGGAAAUCUACCUGGUGUUCACUACAUCCGUGAUGUUGCAGAUGCUGAUUCACUAGUCUCAUCAUUGGGGAAAGCACGCAAGGUAGUUGUAGUUGGAGGUGGUUAUAUAGGAAUGGAGGUUGCUGCUGCUGCUACUGGUUGGCAGCUUGAUACAACAAUUAUAUUUCCAGAGGAUCAUUUAUUGCAAAGACUAUUCACUCCUUCUCUCGCUCGAAGAUAUGAAGAACUCUACCAAAAGAAUGGUGUCAAAAUCUUAAAGGGUGCCUCUAUUAAAAACUUGGAAGCUGGUUCCAAUGGGCAUGUAACUGCUGUGAAACUUGGAGAUGGAUCUACUAUAGAAGCAGAUACAGUAAUUAUAGGCAUUGGAGCGAAACCUGCAGUUGGUCCCUUUGAGAGGGUGGGUCUGAAUAAAGAUGUUGGUGGUAUACAGGUGGAUGGUCAAUUUCGGACAAGUAUUCCUGGAAUCUUUGCCAUUGGUGACGUAGCAGCUUUCCCAUUGAAGAUAUACAAUCGUAUCUCCCGAGUUGAACAUGUGGAUCAUGCUCGUCGAUCUGCACAUCACUGUGUGAAAGCAUUACUCAGUGCACAAACUCACACGUAUGAUUAUCUUCCAUACUUCUACUCAAGGGUGUUUGAAUAUGAAGGGAGCCCCAGAAAAGUUUGGUGGCAAUUUUUCGGAGACAAUGUUGGGGAAACUGUUGAAGUCGGGCAUUUUGAUCCUAAAAUUGCUACUUUCUGGAUUGAAUCUGGAAAGCUAAAAGGAGUCCUCCUUGAAAGUGGGAGCCCUGAGGAAUUUCAGCUGCUUCCCAAACUUGCCAGAAGUCAGCCUGUGGUUGAUAAAGCCGAACUUGAAAAGGCAUCUUCAGUGGAAGAGGCCCUAGCCCUUGUUGGGGCAUCCUUGGGUUGAAGCUGCAAUGUUUGUCCAAACAUCCAUUCUGUAUUUCAUCUUCUUUUACGGCUGAUGCCAGUGAUUAUCAGCCAUCACUGGAGAUCACUCCUUUAAGGGAAGAGAUCUUUUGAUCUUUCAUGUCAAAUAUUUCACUUGAGGGGACUUGACGCCAUAUGACGUCUCCGUAAAUCCUUAAUAAUUGAGUCUUCCUACUUGCAACGUCAAUUUUGUUCUUGACAUCUGCUGAGCGCUUAUAGGGACGCCAAAUUCCAAAUCAUGUAUAACUUGCACAGUAUCUUUGCUCAGUUGGCCUCUAAUAUUAUCUAGCUGCUUGAUUAGCUGGGAACUAUUAACCA
Prosopis cineraria is the source of this 2034-nucleotide messenger RNA. RefSeq names its product monodehydroascorbate reductase, chloroplastic/mitochondrial. The transcript is spliced from 17 exons. Lineage: Eukaryota; Viridiplantae; Streptophyta; Magnoliopsida; Fabales; Fabaceae. Gene Ontology annotation, molecular function: flavin adenine dinucleotide binding; oxidoreductase activity, acting on NAD(P)H. The coding region runs from base 227 to 1696 and encodes 489 amino acids. The record is from RefSeq and is a predicted model, not a curated record. Gene Ontology annotation, cellular component: cytoplasm.